GAAGCGGCGAGCGACGGGCAGCGCCGAGGGCCAGAAAGGCCGGUGGGCAGCGGGUGUGCCGCGCGCUGGGGCCGCGAUGGAGGACGAUGCGCCCGUGAUCUACGGGCUGGAGUUCCAGGCACGAGCUUUAACACCUCAGACAGCAGAAACGGAUGCAAUAAGAUUUUUGGUUGGAACACAGUCUCUUAGAUAUGAUAAUCAGAUUCACAUCAUAGAUUUUGAUGAUGAAAAUAACAUUAUAAACAAAAAUGUUCUCCUUCAUCAAGUGGGUGAAAUUUGGCACAUCUGUACCAGUCCUGCAGAUAAAGGUGUACUAGCAACCUGUUACAAUAAAACUUCAGACAGUAAAGUCAUGACAUGUGCUGCUGUUUGGAGGAUGCCGAAGGAAUUGGAAUCAGGCAGUCAUGAAUCCCCUGAUGAUUCAUCAAGCAACACUCAAACCCUGGAGCUACUCUGUCACCUUGACAACACAGCCCAUGGCAAUAUGGCCUGUGUUAUGUGGGAACCAAUGGGAGACGGUAAAAAGAUUAUUUCACUGGCUGAUAAUAACAUAUUAUUGUGGGAUUUACAGGAAAGUUCAGCCACAGCUGUGCUCUCUAGUUCUGCAGCCUUGGAAGGGAAAGGACAAUUAAAAUUUACUUCUGGAAGAUGGAGUCCACACCACAGUUGUACACAGAUUGCAACAGCCAAUGAUACCACUGUUCGAGGAUGGGAUACACGAAGCAUGAGACAGAUAUAUUGCAUAGAAAAUGCACAUGGACAGCUGGUACGAGACCUAGACUUUAAUCCCAAUAAACAGUACUACCUGGCUAGCUGUGGAGAUGACUGCAAGGUGAAAUUCUGGGACACAAGAAAUGUCACUGAACCAGUGAAGACACUAGAGGAGCAUUCCCACUGGGUCUGGAAUGUCAGAUACAAUCAUUCUCAUGAUCAGCUGAUCCUUACAGGAAGCAGUGAUAGCAGAGUUAUCCUGUCUAAUAUGGUAUCAAUUUCUUCUGAACCAUUUGGACAUAUGGUAGAUGAUGAUGAACUAAGUGACCAAGAGGACCAGCAUCAAGAAGAGAAGAUUAAAGAGCCCCUUCAGGACAGUGUAAUAGCUACCUAUGAAGAACACGAAGAUAGCGUUUAUGCAGUUGAAUGGUCCUCAGCAGACCCAUGGCUAUUUGCCUCUUUAAGUUAUGAUGGGAGACUUGUUAUUAACAGGGUUCCCAGAGCUCUCAAAUAUCACAUACUGUUAUAAUUUGUUUGGAUUAUGGUGGAGUUGUUAUCUUGAUGUCCACAAUUGGUUAGGUAUUGUUUAGGGUUUUGUUUUUUUCCAGGAUCUGUUUUUAUGAAGUAUAAAUGCUAGAAUUGUGUUAAGAAUAUCUGUACUAAUAUAGACGAUUUGUCUUUUGCCUUGGAAAACUACGAUGCAUUUUCUGAAUUUUUGUCUUUGAGGGUCUAAUCACUUUGAAUUAUAAAGUUUCUGGAGAUACUGGGUAUUUCCCAUACUGUUGCUUUAUAACUUCAGCUUUAUGCAAAUAUAGUGGAUUACGGAGGUGUUAUGCUGCUAUAAAAUUGGGACAAUGUAGAGUGCGUGUAGCAGAAGUAAUAUAUUAAUUUACAAGAACAAUACUUUAUCUUUUUGAUAUAAGCAGCGUUCUGCUCUUAGCUAGAGCCACACACAUUCUGCUAAAUAUUCCGGUCAUUCUUCAAUGUUCAUAAAUACAGUUGGGAAUGGUCUUAAGGUUUUCUUAAUUAAUUCUGUUUUAAACACUUUUUCUCCCAUUUUGCAUAUCCUAAGAAGAAAUGUUAAUUGUGAAGGUGAAACCUUCAAAAGAUAUUUUUCAUUUAAGCCUUAUUGUAGUAUCAACAAAGCACCAUCCUGUAAUUUGCAAACUAAAUGCAAUUUUGAGCUAUGUGUAGUUUUUGGAAACAAUAUUAGUCUUUACUGAAAUAUUUUAUAUACUCAUGUAAUGUAUUAUCCCAUGUUUAUAGAACUUAGUUGUGUUCUAACGUAUUUUGAGGGACUCUGGAGCUAUUCCAUUGUUAAUGUGAAAAAUCUCUAUAGUAUUUGUAAGUAGUCUCUCUUAUCCUUUUGGCUUUGUGCCAUUCUGCAGUACGCUGACAUGAUGUAGCAGGCUUUCAACUAAGCACAAAAUGCCCUUUGUUAUAUCCUACUCUUUACCUGACUGAGGCAUUGGCGAAUGUCUUGUUACAAAUGCUGAGAGCAGACAGGUGCUGCCCUGUAGGACAAUGCACAGAACACAUGAACCGUAGAGGGAAGGCAUGGUAAAGCAUGCUUGUACAUACUGACACACACCCACACACACCCCCUCCCCUUGCAUAGCUUUCAUUAAGAUGAAAAUUCUGCUGCUUGUUCUUUGUGUACUCAGAUGAAAUGCAGCAGUAAUUGUUCCCUGUUUCUUUUUCAUCAUUUAUGUUCUGUUAACUUCAGAACCUGGGCAUGUGCAACGGUGUUGGUUGUGGUAGCAUUGUGUAAGACCACUCUGAAGAAACAGCAAUGAACAUGGGAUGGGAAGAUCAAUACCAGCCUCUUCCCAUGAUUCUUCCUGUUGCUAUGGCAACUGUUGGUGUUAGUGUUGAGGGACAGCCUGCUGCUCACCUCUGCUUGUCCUUACCCACUCUUGGAUCGAAACAUGUCCAAAUGUGAUUUGUUGUGUAUACACAGCUGCUUCUGUGAGAACAUGCUUUGAGAGCAUGACUGACUGCUCUAGGCCAAAACAUCCAGAAAAGAUGAAAAUUGAAUUCUAUUUCUGACUUUCUUGAAGAGCUUGUUUGGAAGAAUUCAUAGGAGUGAAGUAAUCCAAUUAAAUCAUCUGUACCGUUGUUUGUAUUUCUGUUAUGAUGCUGUCUGUCUGCUCUUGAACGAAUGCUUCAUUGGAAAUUCUGGUGGUCUGAUUUUCUGCGUUAAGAUUUUAAACGUGUUAUUUCAAAUUGUUUCCAUCUGUAUUUAGGCAUGAGCUAUUCACCUGUAUACUAUAAGAAAAAUUACAUUUCUAAAUCAGUGGUGCUUCAGUUAUUUGAAUAUCAAUAUCUUUGGCUGGGCUGUAGCUUUAUAUGUGGAGCUUUCAAUAGUCAGACACAAAAGCUUGUUGGGUCCUAUCCUGUCCAUAGCCCACCUACCCCACUCCCACCUCCCAUCCCCCCAAAAAAACCCUGCAGUAUAUCUUUAGUAUGCAGUAGAACUCUUUAGAAACUUUUUUCACAUUAGCAAUAAAGGUCUAAUGAAAUUUUAUUGUCUGUUAAUGUAUAUGGCUUGUGGUGUGGAGGUGAUGGGAAAUUAUGUAACAGUGUGUGGGAUUUGAUUUGAUUUUCAAAAUGUAAUAAAUGUGGGAUAGAUUUCAGACUAA
Molecule: messenger RNA, 3353 nt
Organism: Athene cunicularia (burrowing owl)
Lineage: Eukaryota; Metazoa; Chordata; Aves; Strigiformes; Strigidae
Gene: EIPR1
Product: EARP complex and GARP complex interacting protein 1
Exons: 9
Coding region: 77-1240 (387 amino acids)
Biological process (GO): protein ubiquitination
Molecular function (GO): protein binding
Source: RefSeq, a predicted model, not a curated record